Messenger RNA from Cercospora beticola, 536 nucleotides. RefSeq lists its product as uncharacterized. NCBI's taxonomy places the organism in Eukaryota, Fungi, Ascomycota, Dothideomycetes, Mycosphaerellales, Mycosphaerellaceae. The record is from RefSeq and is a predicted model, not a curated record.
AUCAUCCAACUCAUCACAAACACUUCAAGACUUCCAACUACUUCCCAACACACCACAAAUCAAUCUAUCAACAUGCAGUUCUUCAAUGCCAUCAUCCUCGCCUCUAUGGCUCUCACUGCCACCGCCUGCAAGUGUGUCCAAGGCGGCACCAACGACGAGGCCACCCGAAUCUGCUGUGGCUCCCUUGGCGGACGCUACGAAGGCAACGACUGUGUUGCAGGCACCAUCUCCGAAAAGCUCUCAAACUUCCGCUCGUGCUGCAUGAACCAAGACCCCAACGGCCAACUCACUUCAGACUGCGACUUCCCGACCAAGAGGGACGAUGCGUCUGCGGCCAUCCAGAAGCGUGCUCCCGUUGUCAAGGAGAUUAAGAGUGCUGGAGCUAUCAUGACUGUCGUGGCAUAAAUGUCUCGAAUAAUGAGUUGUCAAGACAAGCGAAUGUGAAUGCCGAAAUUAUGAACAGGGGUGUGUGAUGGAGAGCAUCUAGUGAGAUGGCCGGGAAUAUUGUAGUAGAUACCAGGUAUCACGGCAAAGAU